Molecule: messenger RNA, 2579 nt
Organism: Nicotiana tabacum (common tobacco)
Lineage: Eukaryota; Viridiplantae; Streptophyta; Magnoliopsida; Solanales; Solanaceae
Product: pentatricopeptide repeat-containing protein At2g15980-like
Molecular function (GO): protein binding
Source: RefSeq, a predicted model, not a curated record
ACUUCUUGGCACAGUUGGUCAAUAAACUUCAUGGUACAGAUUGUUAAAUGUCUUAUACUUGGAACAGAAGCUGUUCGACAAAAUGCCGGAACGGAGCAGCAAAUAGCCAUCGAUGGCGAUGCUAUCAACUAUUGCAAGACGCACUAUUUUCUCAACCCCAUUAACCAAACACGCAUCUUCCUCUUCCUUCUCUUCUCCUACUUCCUCUUCUCCAACUCAAUCGUCUUCAAACGAAGAUGAAACUCUAGUCUCAACAGCCAUAACAAUCCUCAAACACCAUCGCUCAAAAUCAAGAUGGUCUGAAAUUCUUUCCCUAUCCCCACCCCCUUCCGGCUUCACUCCCACCCAAGUCUCUCAAAUCAUUCUUCAACUCCGCAACACACCUCAUCUUGCCCUCCGUUUCUUUCAUUUCACAAUCACUCGCUCCAUUUGCUCUCACUCUCUUUCUUCCUACGCCACUAUCAUUCACAUCCUCUCCCGAUCCCGCCUUAAAUCCCAAGCUUUAGAGCUACUAAAAUCCGCCAUUCGUAAAUUCCCUGAAAUCCAUCAACCUGAUUUAACAAACCCACCAAGGAUUUUCCAAAUCUUGGUUAAAACUUACAGGACUUGUGAUUCAGCUCCCUUUGUGUUUGAUUUGUUGAUUAAAGCUUAUUUAGAUUCUAAAAAAAUUGAUCUUUCUGUUCAACUUGUGAGGAUUUUAGCUAAAAAGAAUAUCUUUCCACAUGUUGUUAUAUGCAAUUCUUUGAUUGAGUUGAUUGCGAAAAGUCGAGGCCCUUUUGGUGCUUAUGAUAUGUAUCGGGAAAUCUUUAAAGGUAGAGUGGUGAAGGGUGUGAUCGCGAAUGCUUAUACGUUUAACAUUCUUAUGGUUGCUUUUCAUAGAGAAGGAGUUGUGGAGAAGGUUGAGGAGGUUUGGAAGGAAAUGAUGGAAAAAAAUUGCGCCCCUAAUACAUAUAGUUAUAGCGUUUUAAUGGCUGCGUAUUGUGAGGAUGGAAGGAUUGAAAAUGCCAUGAAAGUUUGGGAGGAGAUGGGUGAUAAGGGCGUGAAACAUGAUAUUGUAGCUUAUAAUACCAUAAUUGGGGGGUUUUGUAAAGUUGGGGAGGUUGAGAGAGCUGAGGAGAUGUACACGGAGAUGGUUUUCAAUGGGGUGGAGUGUACUUGUGUUACACUUGAGCAUCUCACAAAUGGACAUUGUAUGAGCGGGAAUGCUGAAGCAGCUCUGGUCUUGUAUAAGGAUAUGUGUCGAAAGGGAUUCAAGCCAGAAAGUUCAAUGAUAGAUGCAAUUGCUCAGGUGCUCUGUGACAAAAGUGGAGUUCUUGAAGCCUUGGAAUUUGUGAGAGGUGUAAUAAAGAAACAUGAUAUCGUACCAAGGAAGACAACAUACGAACUUCUGAUACGGAGCUUGUGUGAGGAGGGGUGGAUGGAAGAAGCUCGGAAACUUCAGGUGGAGAUGGUGGGGAAAGGAUUUGCACCAAAUUUGGAAAUAUAUAGUGCUUUCAUUGACGGGUACAUCAAGCAAGGGGAUGAUAAAAUGGCUGAAAGUUUGAGGAAUGAAAUGCUUACGAAUAAGAUCCCUUGUAAAGAUAGCUAGAAGUUCGUAUAGCAUCCAGAGUUUUAACCAAAUCUUAAGUUUGACUUCAGGCUAUGAGUUAAGAACAGACAAGGUGACUUUGUCGAGGUGCAAGUCUAUCUGUACAUCAAAGCACGGUACUCUCUGAAGGGCAUCUUCAUGAUUUUUCGAACAUGAGCAGUGCAUUCUUGCUGAAGAAUAUGAACACUAACUAACUGCUUCAAGAGUCUAUCGAAAACAGCCUCUCUACCUUUAUAAGUAGGGCUGUUUCCUGAAGCUAUUAUGCUGUGAAAGUUGGAGAAGACUUCCAGCUGCUUGACACAAAAGUAACCGAAGAUUAGAAUGUCAUAAAGCCAUGGAGAUUCCAUGAUAAGAAGGCCAAUCCUGCAUAUAUCUGUUAACUACUGCAUAACUUUGAAGGACAUAAUGUUCUGUUGGCUCUAAGUGAUGAAUUGGUUCAUUAUCUGCUGUUUUUGCUGGUUGAUGAUCAACUUUUUAUAGUCUUCCCAGUUAUUCAAAAAUGACUUGAUGUGUAUCCUCGGCACAUCCAAUCUUCUAAAAGAUUGAGCUGGCUGACAAACGGGGUGCCAGAUCCAGACAGUAUAAAACAGGAGAUGAACAAACCAACAACAACAUACCAAGUGUGUAGUCCCACAAGUGGGGUCUGGGGAGGUUAGAGUGUACGCAGACCUUACCCCUGCCUUUAAGAAGACAGAGAGGCUGAGGAGAUGACCAAACCAAACCCCUGAAUGUUAUGAAGUAGCUGCCCGGCAGCCAAAAUGAGAUUGUGUAAAAUGCAAUGCAUCACUCACAGUAUGGAACUCUAACUAAUUCAGACAUUGUGUAAUCUUUCUAUUAUCACUCUCAACCUACUCAUGAACAUUGGCUUUGUAUAGAUAAAUUGCAUCAGCAGUUGGUGCUUUCCUUGGCAUAUAUCAUCUCUGAUUUUGCUUAAUGUAAUUAGUUAAGGGGGCAUGCUUCUGAACUAAACUGAGAGAUUAACUUUUUGAUG